Messenger RNA from Eucalyptus grandis, 2313 nucleotides. RefSeq lists its product as hypothetical. The transcript has 3 exons. The record is from RefSeq and is a predicted model, not a curated record. NCBI's taxonomy places the organism in Eukaryota, Viridiplantae, Streptophyta, Magnoliopsida, Myrtales, Myrtaceae. Bases 825 to 2057 code for a protein of 410 amino acids.
AAAGAGAUAAAAUCCGCAAAAAAAAAAAAAAAAAGAUUUUAAGAAAAAAAGCCUCCGCCCCAAAAAAAAAAAAAAAAAUUCGAGAAGAGAAGAAAAAAGAAGAAAACUCCCCGGAACCACUCGCCGGCCGACGAUCUGUCUCCACCGGUGAAUGGAAGCUCCGGUGAUCUCCUCCUCCUCCUCCUCCUCUCCUUCCACACGGAAUGUCCGUAUCUCUGAUCAUCCCCGUCACGUCUUCCACGAAAAGCUCCUCUGCUAAGCCCAAGCGAAGCAACCCUUCUCUCUCUCUCGCUCGCCGCAAGUUAUUCGAUCCUUCAACGUGAAAUUCAUUCCCGGAUUGAAGCGGAAGGUAACAAUUAGCUGCUGAUCGAGCCCGAUUUGGCCCAGAUUUAUUCGAGGUUCCUGUGGCCGGACCGUCGCCGUGGGCGUGGACUCUUCCUGUGAAAUGUGCCGGAAUUUCUUCUCCGGGAACGCCUGUUUCGGGAAUCUCUGAGCGGCUUUGCGGUUUUUCGCUUCUUUUUUGCUGCUUGUUGCGUUCUGUUCCUUGCUCUGGAAUUUUUGUGUAAAUAGCUGUUUUUGGGAGUCGGAGAGGCGCAAUUGUCUGCACAUGCAAAGGAUCGGAGCAAUCCAUCCGUUUUUCGAGACCUGAGUAAGUGCCUCCCACUGUUUGGAUUCGAAUCGCGCGGCCUCCGAGGCGUCGGUGAAAAUGGAGGAGGACUGUUGACGAGGGAGUGUAGGGACUGGGAAUUUUGGAGCUCGUGCGGUAGAGAAAGAGGAAGAGGAAUCGGCGACGAGAGGAGCAUCGAUCCGUCGCCGCCGGAGCCAUGCCGCCGAAAAUCCAACCCAUCGACAUUGAUUAUGGAGUUCAUCUCGGUCGCGAGCCUGUGGCUCGGGCCGACGCCGGGAAGCCGGUCCUGAAGUCGCGCCUCAGGAGGCUGUUCGACCGGCAGUUCCCGGGCGUCCUGAGGAUUUCGUCGUCGGAGAAGGUGACCGGCGGGGAAGCUCCCCCGCAGUGCGGCAAGGAUGGAGGGGGGGGGGGGGGCGGGGCGGUCGAGUUCGAGCCGAGCUCCGUCUGCCUGGCGAAGAUGGUGCAGAACUUCAUCGAGGAGAGCAACGAGAAGCAACCGGUGGCCAAGUGCGGCCGCAACCGCUGCAAUUGCUUCAACGGCAACAACAACGACAGCUCCGACGACGAAUUGGACAUGUUCGACGGCUUCGCCGAGUCGGUGACCAACGGAUCGUCCGGCGACUCCUCGGAUGCUCUCAAGGGAUUGAUUCCGUGCAGCAGCGUUUCGGAGAGAAACCUCUUGGCGGACACUGCGAAGAUCGUGGAGAAGAACAAGAACGUCAAGCGCAAGGACGACCUGAGGAAGAUCGUCGUGGAGAAUCUAUCCUCCCUCGGCUACGAUUCUUCCAUCUGCAAAUCGAAAUGGGAUAAAACUUCCUCUUUCCCUGCUGGCGAGUACGAGUACAUCGAUGCGAUCGUCGAAGGGGAGAGGCUGCUGAUCGACGUCGACUUCAGAUCGGAGUUCGAGAUAGCUCGAUCGACUGGGACCUACAGAGCGAUCCUCCAGCUGCUGCCGUACAUCUUCGUCGGCAAGGCGGAGCGUCUCGGCCAGAUCGUCGCCUUCGUGUCGGAGGCGGCGAGGCAGAGCCUGAAGAAGAAAGGCAUGCACGUUGCUCCGUGGCGGAAGGCCGAGUACAUGCGGGCCAGGUGGCUGAGCCCCUACACAAGAGCCUCCAAGGCCGACCCCAACGCCGACCCCGACGCCGCCCCCGCCGAUGCCUCCGGCGACGCCGAUCCGGAGAAGACCGGAGGCGAGAAGGAGAGCGAGGAGUACGGCGAAUUCGAGCUGAUAUUCGGCGUGGAGGAACCCCCGCCGCCGCCGUCGCCGGAGUCGCCGUCGUCGCCGGAGGAGGGAUCGGGGCCGUCGACCGGAGGUUCCGCGACGGGAGAGUGGCGGCCGCCGGCGUUGAGGCCGAAGAGCGUCGAGAUGAUGGGAGGAGGUCCCAAGGUGGUCACCGGACUGGCCUCCCUUCUCAAGGAGAAACCCUAACCAAUUUUGGCAAUUUUCUUUUUUAACCCUCCAUCCUUUUUUUUCUCCUCCAUCGCCCAAUUUUCUCCGGCUAAAAAAAUAUAUAUAUCCAUAAUAUGCAAGAUGGAAAAUGAAAAUAUAAAUAUGUGUCGAAUCGAGGAAUAUAUAUAUCCGAGGUUAAACUUUAAAUUCGUCGAGCUCAGUAAUUUUCUCUGGUUUACGCUUGUCCUAUAUAAACGAAGGAUAACAAUGAAAAAUAUAAAAUAUAAUUUUUUUU